Molecule: messenger RNA, 2114 nt
Organism: Nicotiana tabacum (common tobacco)
Lineage: Eukaryota; Viridiplantae; Streptophyta; Magnoliopsida; Solanales; Solanaceae
Product: guard cell S-type anion channel SLAC1
Biological process (GO): transmembrane transport; intracellular monoatomic ion homeostasis; stomatal closure
Cellular component (GO): membrane
Molecular function (GO): voltage-gated monoatomic anion channel activity
Source: RefSeq, a predicted model, not a curated record
AAGUUCUUUUUUCACAUUUCUCGUGAUCUAUCCCAUGUUUGAGGAACCAUAAAAAUGCACGUAAAAAACAAAACAAAAAGCUUAUUAUAGCAGGCAAUAAAGAAUAGUAUUUCGUCCAUUUAUCGCUAACUACAGAAGGGGGCAAAAUGAAUGUAGGAUCAAAUUCUGUAGGAAACCAUCUAGUUGACAUUCAUGAAGUCUUGCAUGAAGAGGAAGAAGAUAAGGAAGAAAACAACAACACUUCUAAUAUGGCUGAUAAAUCAGACAAGCGAUUCAACAGGCCUACGAAAAAUAGAGAAAUAAAAAGUGCUCCUAGGAAUUUCAGCAGGCAAGUGUCACUAGAAACAGGCUUCUCUGUACUCAAUGGAGAGACUUCUAAAGAUAAAAAUGAGAGAAAAGUACUUGGAAGAAGUGGGAAGAGUUUUGGAGGAUUUGGUGUUAAUGGAACUGGUAUUGAAGCAAGAAAUAAAGGAGAUUUCAGCAUGUUUAGGACUAAAUCUACUCUUGUUAGGCAAUCAUCAAAGAUACCACUUAGAAAAGAGAGUGGAAUUGAUCUUCAGAACAAUAAUGUUAAAGGAGGAAUUGAUGAAAAUGUCAAUAAGAGUGUACCUGCUGGAAGAUACUUUGAUGCCCUUAGAGGACCUGAACUUGAUCAAGUCAAGGAUUCUGAGGAUAUUCUUCUUCCGAAAGAUGAAAAAUGGCCUUUCCUGCUCAGGUUCCCUAUUGGUUGCUUUGGUAUCUGCUUAGGUCUUAGCAGUCAAGCCAUCCUCUGGCGUUCUCUUGCUCUAAGUCCUGCCACCAAAUUCCUCCAUGUUCCACUUUUCAUUAACUUGGUGAUUUGGCUGUUAGGCGUGGGGAUUCUAGUUGCAGUUUUCAUAACCUACAUGUUCAAAUGUGCACUUUACUUUGAAGCUAUAAAGAGAGAAUACUCUCAUCCGGUGAGGGUCAACUUCUUUUUUGCUCCAUGGAUUGUCUGCAUGUUUUUAGCCAUAGGUACACCGCCUAAAACAGCCCCAGAAACUCUUCACCCAGCCAUCUGGUGUGUAUUCAUAGCCCCUAUCUUCUUCCUCAAUCUCAAAAUCUAUGGCCAAUGGCUUUCGGGAGGGAAAAGGCGUCUUAGUAAAGUAGCCAACCCAUCUUCUCACCUUUCUGUAAUUGGGAAUUUCGUGGGAGCCAUUUUGGCUGCUAAAGUGGGAUGGAAGGAGCCUGGCAAGUUCUUGUGGGCUAUUGGCUUUGCACAUUACCUUGUGGUGUUUGUCACAUUAUAUCAGAGGUUGCCAACAAGUGAAGCGUUGCCUAAGGAACUGCACCCUGUUUAUUCCAUGUUCAUUGCAACUCCAGCUGCAGCUAGCAUUGCUUGGGGUGCUAUCUAUGAUGAAUUUGAUGGCUUGGCAAGGACAUGCUACUUCAUUUCAUUAUUUCUCUACUUGUCGUUGGUUGUACGUCCCAACUUCUUCACAGGAUUCAGAUUUUCAGUUGCAUGGUGGUCAUAUACUUUUCCAAUGACCACAGUUUCAAUAGCAACCAUAAAGUAUGCAGAGGAGGUCCCUUCUUUCAUAACCAAGGCGUUGGCCUUGGCCCUUUCGUUCAUGUCGACAACAAUGGUCUGCAUAUUAUUUGUCUCCACUCUUCUACAUGCUUUUGUGUGGCAGACCUUGUUCCCCAAUGAUCUUGCCAUUGCCAUAACAAAGAAGAGAUACAACAAAGAUAAGAAGCCUUUGAUGAAACGUUGGACAAAACAGUCCCCUCUUUCAUUUGUCACAUCAAUAAGGAAACAUCAUUCAGGAGACAAAGAGUCUGUCUCUGAUGAGGAGAAAUGAUAGCAAAUCAAAAGUGCCACAUAUAAUUGUAGAAUAUGGUACUUGGCAGCAAUACAUAAUCAAGCAAUUAGUCCUAAAGACAACAAGCAGACAUUCCUAUUACAGUGACCAGAAAAGAGGAAACAAUUAAUAGGUCUAGUAGCCUUUCCUACCAUCAUAUAGUCAUUUUAGUCAAAAUAUAGUCCCAUCGGUCUGAAUGAUUCAAUAUCAGUAGCCAAAAAUGAGCAAUCUAUUAAAUUUGUAAUUAUCUAAUUUCUUCAGCAUUUGAUACAUAAUAUAGUUAAUCACUCAAAA